AUGAGCAAAGAAGACGACUGGACUGGUACUACGAAUGCUGCAGCACGUAGACGGGCACAGACUAGACUCAAUACCAGGGCAUACCGUAAACGAAAAGCUCUCGCCAAAAAAAGCGGAGAAUCGAGCAUUUCGACGGAUACGGAUACGAUGAUUAAGUCAGAAAUGCUAGUGGAAUGCUGGGACUUUGACAAGCAGUCGAUUUCUCUCAUCCCAACAUCUCAAGCCAAGCAGCUGUACAAUCCGAGAAGAGCCUUGCUACCAAGCAAACCUGGAGUGAAGCAAUUUGAUAUAAUCUUUCCACCAUGUCCAGAUCAUCUCAUCCCACUCCUCCAAAUCAACGCUCUCCGAGCCUUGGCCGUCAACCGCACAUUAAUAUCUGGGAUCCUGGCCACGCCGCUGGAUUGCGCCGGCAGCGCCGCAGAGGAAAUUAUUCACACCAUUCCAUACCCUUCUAACCCUAAAAUUGUUCCUCCAACUCUUCUACCGACUGUCCUGCAACAAACAGUCCCACAUUGCGAUUGGAUCGACUUGUUUCCGUCUCCAGAAGGGCGAGAUCGCCUCAUCCUAGCAAGCGGUACGUUCGAUGAAGAUGAUCUAUGGGCAGACUGUGUUGGUGGGCUCUAUGAGGGCUUUCCAGAGGAAGAGAUUACCAAACGCGGCUUUGUCGCAUGGUCCCCGCCUUGGGACAUCUCGGGCUGGGAGAUGUCGGAAGGAUUUCUGUCGAAAUGGGGAUGGUUAGUCAAGGGAUUGCCUGGAAUAUUGGAAGCUACAAAUCGCUGGAGGAUACAAAGAGGCGAAGAGCCACUCCCAGAUGAUGGGACACUGUCGUAG
Molecule: messenger RNA, 831 nt
Organism: Cadophora gregata
Lineage: Eukaryota; Fungi; Ascomycota; Leotiomycetes; Helotiales; Ploettnerulaceae
Exons: 2
Coding region: 1-831 (276 amino acids)
Source: RefSeq, a predicted model, not a curated record